Molecule: messenger RNA, 948 nt
Organism: Capronia coronata CBS 617.96
Lineage: Eukaryota; Fungi; Ascomycota; Eurotiomycetes; Chaetothyriales; Herpotrichiellaceae
Product: enoyl-CoA hydratase
Exons: 1
Coding region: 1-948 (315 amino acids)
Biological process (GO): fatty acid beta-oxidation
Cellular component (GO): mitochondrion
Molecular function (GO): enoyl-CoA hydratase activity
Source: RefSeq, a predicted model, not a curated record
AUGACUUCAACAAACCCAGACAGCAAUCAUGCAACGACCUUCCCGACCACCACACCGCCACCGAAACUUCCAGAUACCGUCCUCCUCCAGAUCCCGCGGCCAGCGAUCCUCCUGGUCGUCCUCAACAACCCGCGCGGGCUGAACUGUGUGUCGACGCCGAUGCACUGGGCCCUGGACGCCGUGCUGGCGUGGUACGACGACGAGCCGAGUCUGCGCUGCUGCGUGAUAACGGGGAUGGGACGGGCGUUUUGCGCGGGCGCCGACCUGAAGGAGUGGAAUCAGUCGGUUGGAGAAGGGGAGGCGCAAUCGGCGAAAGGGGACACUCAAAGUCAACAACAGCAGCAACAACAGCAGCAACAACGACAGCGCACCAUGCCACCCAGUGGGUUCGGAGGCAUCAGUCGAAGACUAGGCAAGAAACCCGUCAUCGGGGCCAUCAACGGCCUCGCGUUCGGUGGAGGAAUGGAGAUGGUGGCCAAUAUGGACAUGGUGGUGGCGGCAAAGGGGGCGUUGUUCAGUCUCCCGGAGGUCAAGCGGGGCGUCGUUGCCAUCGCCGGAGCAUUGCCGCGCAUCGUGAGGACUUUAGGAAGGCCCCGGGCAAUGGAGAUGGCGUUGACGGGGAGGACAGUCGGUGCGGCCGAGGCGAGGGACUGGGGCAUGGUCAACGCCAUCACUGACGAUGCGCCACCCGACAGCGGUAUCCUCGACAGACCCGUGGUCAAGAAAGCCCUGGAGUACGCCCAACAAAUCUGCAACAACAGUCCUGACAGCAUCAUUGUUAGUCGAGCUGGGGUCAUUGCUGGCUGGGAAGAUGGAUCGGCAGAACACGGUACCCAAAGCAUCAUCGAUGUCUACCAGAAGAGACUUAAUCAAGGAGAGAACAUCCGAGAGGGCUUGAGAGCUUUUGUCGAGAAACGAGCUCCUGCAUGGGUCGCUAGCAAGCUGUAG